Molecule: messenger RNA, 1680 nt
Organism: Dichotomopilus funicola
Lineage: Eukaryota; Fungi; Ascomycota; Sordariomycetes; Sordariales; Chaetomiaceae
Product: replication factor C subunit 5
Exons: 6
Coding region: 1-1680 (559 amino acids)
Biological process (GO): translation; DNA repair; DNA-templated DNA replication
Cellular component (GO): Rad17 RFC-like complex; DNA replication factor C complex; Elg1 RFC-like complex
Molecular function (GO): ATP hydrolysis activity; DNA clamp loader activity; structural constituent of ribosome
Source: RefSeq, a predicted model, not a curated record
AUGAGGCCAAACCCUCCCUCGGCGCUCCUCAGCGCCUUUCAGGGGCUCAGGAUAGGACCAACCACACCGAUCAGGGCCCCUCUCCCAUCCGCAACCGUCCUCCGUCCCUCGGCCCCCAACACACCUGCAACAACUCUGCGACAUGCUCGAUUAUUCUCCGCGACAGCGGUCCGGGCGGGAUCAUGGCUGGAACCCAACCUCGAACGCAAAAAGAAGAUGAUGAAGGGGCGGCCUAGAGUGCCGACGGGCGGGUCGGUCAAAGGCACGACGGUAGUGUGGGGGGAUUACGGGUUGCGUAUGUUCGACCACCACCGCCGGAUUAGCGCCGCACAUCUCAAGAUGGCGGAGGACACGAUCAAGGCGAGGUUGCGUGGGCAAAAAUACCGGUUGUACAAGAGGGUGGCUUGCAACGUUGGUGUGUUUGUGAGCGGUAAUGAGAUGAGAAUGGGUAAAGGAAAAGGUUCUUUUGACCAUUGGGCGACCAGGGUUGCCGUAAACCAGAUUAUUUUUGAGAUCAGGGGGUUGGUGCACGAGAAGGUUAUCCGGGAUGCUUUCCGGCUUGCGGGCAACAAGCUGCCAGGGCAAUACGAGAUUGUGAAGAAGGGUGACCCGCCGGUUGUGGGAAUCACAAAGUUGGAUGGCCACCGGCCCAGAUCCCUGGAUGCACUCACAUAUCAUGAGGAGCUAUCGGAACGAUUGCGUUCGCUGGCACAAAGCGGCGAUUUCCCCCACCUCCUCGUGUACGGCCCGUCCGGCGCCGGCAAAAAGACACGGAUUGUCGCGACACUAAAAGAGCUUUUCGGCCCAGGCGUAGAGAAGAUCAAGAUCGAUGCGCGGGUGUUCCAGACCAGCAGCAACCGCAAGCUCGAAUUCAACAUCGUAGCGUCCGUCUACCACCUGGAGAUUACUCCCUCAGAUGUCGGCAACUACGACCGCGUAGUCGUCCAGGACUUGCUCAAGGAGGUUGCUCAGACACAACAAGUCGACCAAGCGGCGCGGCAGAAGUUCAAGGUGGUUGUCAUCAAUGAGGCCGACCACCUGAGCCGUGACGCCCAGGCGGCGCUGCGCCGGACGAUGGAGAAAUACUCGCCGAAUUUGCGGUUGAUUCUGUUGGCGAACUCGACGGCGAAUAUUAUUGCGCCGAUUCGGUCGCGUACGCUGCUGGUGCGGGUGGCGGCGCCAACACAUGAGGAUAUUAUUGGCGUACUGAGGGCGUCGGCGAAGAAGGAGGGGUGGCCGGUGGUUGAGGGGCUGCACAAGAAGAUUGCGGAAGAAAGUGGGAGGAAUUUGCGCAAGGCGCUGUUGAUGUUUGAGGCGGUACACGCGCAGAAUGAGAAAGUCACCGACACCACACCAAUACCGCCACCAGAUUGGGAGGCCCUCAUCGGGCAGAUUGCGAGGGAGAUUAUGGAGGAGCACACGCCAGCGAGGAUCCUGCAAGUCCGCUCGAAGCUCUAUGACUUGUUGACGCACUGCAUCCCCGCUACUACGAUCCUGAGGACGCUUACGUUCAAGUUGAUCCCGUUGAUCGACGAUGCGCUCAAGGCGGAUGUCAUCAAGUGGGCUGCUUUCUACGAGCACCGCAUCAAGACGGGGACGAAGGUUAUUUUCCACCUGGAGGCGUUCGUGGCCAAGUUUAUGAGGAUAUUUGAGAUGUACUUGAUGAGUAUGGAUAUGUAA